Molecule: messenger RNA, 408 nt
Organism: Necator americanus (New World hookworm)
Lineage: Eukaryota; Metazoa; Nematoda; Chromadorea; Rhabditida; Ancylostomatidae
Exons: 1
Coding region: 1-408 (135 amino acids)
Source: RefSeq, a predicted model, not a curated record
AUGGAAAAGAACAUCUGUUAUCGGCAACGAAGGAGAAAAGAAGUCAUCUACGACGAUUGCGUACUCGAGGACUCCUUGUCCCAAGUUGACUGGCAAAUCGAGGAGGACCCAAACGUAGACUACGAGAUGCUGCUAGGAGGAUUACGAGCCUGUGCUGAGCGUGCCUCAAAGCCGCGCAUGACAGACUUGAAUCGAAUUUCGGAGACCACCCAAGAAUUGUUGGAGAAGAAGGACUUCUGGCUUGAUCCGAAUGCAUCGCACAUUGAGCGGUUAGUAGCAAUCACUGGCUGCAGGAAAGCGUUGCAGGAGGAUCUUUCGAAAUACAGGCAGAAGAAGAUUCUCGAAGCAGCACAAAGAAGAACGAGUCUAAAGAAGUGCCGCAGGAAUCUAAUUAUAAUAUUCCGCUAG